GGAGAAGAGAGCUGGGGAGCAACUAACAUACCCACAGUAUCUCAUCACUUGCUCACUGGAAAUGCUUCAGAUGGGCUUCUUAUAGUAGCAGAAAUGCAAUUCCUAACGUUUCAAUUUAGACAUCCUGUGCGUCUUUAGUGUGGAGAAACUUGGAACAAAUGGGAUGCGCAUAUUUUUGCAGGGAUCAUGGUUUAUUUGUUGUUGUUUUUUUUAUUUAUACAUUUAUUUUGAGGAAUGAUGGUCUCCAUACGGACUGAAAAUUCUUAUUUGCGAGCUUUGUUUUAAAACAGACCCAAAUCCAAGACGAACUGCUGCGCUUUACCUAGAACGGAGAGCUUUCCGUGCUGCGAGAUCUAAGAAACGACGCGCUGGGCGCUGGAUCCCAUCAAUUUGAUGAAGAAAGUUCUUCCUUUGCAGUCGACUGGAUUUUUAAAAGAUUCCUUGACAGAGGUUUGAGGGUUAGAUACCUGCCUCUGUGGACAUAAGCUGCGGACGAGCGCUUACGAACAAGUCUCUGGCUCAGGCAGAUCUUCUGAUGACCUAAUGGAACUGAAUUUACAAGCAGUACUGUUUUGGGUCGUGGCGCUGCACUUUGGCUCUGCCGACGGCAGUAUCCUCUAUCGAGUCCAUGAGGAGCAGCCCCCCAACACUCUCAUAGGCAGCCUGGCAGCAGACCAGGGGCUGCCAGAUUCAGGUCACCUCUACAAGUUAGAGGUGGGCGCCCCUUACCUUCGAGUUGAUGGGAAGACAGGAGACAUUUUCACUACAGAGAUUCCAAUAGACAGAGAGACCCUCCGGGACUGCCGUUCCCUUGCUAAAGGCAAGCCAUGCUAUUUGGAAUUUGAAGUGUCAGUAACCGAUCUGAUACAGAACCAGAGCCCACGACUUAUUGAAGGACGCAUUGAAGUACAGGACAUCAAUGACAACACCCCGCAAUUUCCCUCUUCUGUGCUCACCAUCUCAGUACCUGAGAACACAAUCAUGGGGGCAUUAUUCUCCAUACCUUUAGCCACUGACAGGGAUUCUGAGAGGAAUGGAGUGGCUGACUAUGCGCUGACUGCAGGCCCAGAUGCAGCAACCCUAUUUGGUUUACAAGUGGCUGAUGACAGGGGAGGGAAACUCCCACAGCUCAUCGUCCUAGGCAAUUUGGACCGUGAGUUAAAGGAUUCUUAUGACCUCACCAUCAAGGCAGUGGAUGGAGGAAACCCUCAGCGCUACAGCAGUGCUCUGCUCAGAGUGGUUGUGACCGAUGCUAAUGAUAACUUGCCCAAGUUUGAAAAAUCCUCAUAUGAUGCAGAAGUUUCAGAAAACAGUCCGGUGGGGCACUCUGUGUUACAGGUCAAAGCAAAUGACUCUGACAUGGGCCCUAAUGGAGAAAUUGAAUACACCAUUCACCAAGCAGUCGACCCAGUGCCAAAACUCUUACGAAUUGAUCGAUCUACUGGCAUUAUCUAUGUCAAAGGACCUCUGGACAGAGAGGAAAUCAGCAGCUUGUCUUUCUAUGUGGUGGCAAGAGAUAAAGGUCCUCAACCUAAGAGCUCUAAGACGUUUGUAACUAUUGAGGUGACUGAUCAAAAUGACAAUGCUCCCGCAGUGGAAAUUCGUGGAAUUGGUCUUGUGACUCACAGUGAAGGAGUGGCCAAUAUUUCAGAGGACAUGCCAGUGGGGACAGCUGUUGCUUUGGUCCAGGUUUCUGACAAAGACGAAGGAGAGAAUGCUGUAGUUACUUGCGUGGUUGCAGGAGAUGUUCCCUUUCAACUUCGCCCUGCCAGUGACUCUCCCACUGACAACAAAAGAAAAUACUUUCUUCAGACAACUACACCACUUGACUUUGAGAGAGUCAGGGACUACAGAGUAGAAAUUGUUGCGGUGGAUUCGGGAAACCCAGCACUAUCCAGUACAAACUCCCUAAAAGUGCAGGUGACCGAUGUGAAUGACAACUCACCAAUAUUCUCCCCAACAUUGUUUGAGGUAGACUUUGCUGAAGAAAACCAACCAGGUGAGAGGAUUUUAGAUGUCACUGCUACAGAUGCUGACAGUGGCACAAAUGCCCAACUCUUGUAUAACAUUGUGGCGGACUCAACCAUUAAAGCUUUGUUUGAGAUCGACCCCAACUCAGGGGAAGUAAGAGCUCGAAGCCCACUGGAUCGUGAAAAUAAUGAGCGGUAUGAGUUUCGAGUCACAGCGGCAGAUAAAGGAUCGCCUGUUCACAAGGGAACAGCAACAGUUGUGGUAAAAGUUCUUGAUCGCAAUGACAAUGAGCCAAAGUUCAUGCUUAGUGGCUACAGCUUUUCAGUAUUGGAAAACAUGCCUCCCCUGAGUCCUGUCGGUAUGGUGACAGUUCAAGAUAUGGACAAAGGUGAGAAUGCUCAAGUUCACCUCUCUGUAGAACCUGAUGGGGGGAAGUUUGUUGUUCAGAAUGGAACAGGUACUAUUCUUUCAAGCAUCUCAUUUGACAGAGAAAAAGAAAGUAGCUAUACUUUUCGUUUAAAGGCUGUGGAUGGGGGAGAACCGCCCAAGUCUUCUUAUGUUGGUGUCACCAUUAAUGUACUGGAUGAAAAUGACAAUGACCCUGUUAUUACAAAGCCCUCCAAUUCUUCCUUCAGGCAGUUAUCACCUCUAGCAUCCCCAGACAGCCAUGUUGAAGUGGUGGAGGCUGAAGACCUGGACAGUGGGCCGAAUGCAGAGCUAGUCUUCAAUAUUGCUGGAGGAAAUCCUUACCAAUUAUUCCGCAUCUCUCCCACAACUGGAGAGAUUACUCUAGCAAAGGAGAUGACCCGCAAACAUGGGGGACUGCAUCGUCUAGUAGUGCGUGUAAGUGACAGGGGAAAGCCUUCACGCCAUGCUACUGCCCUGGUUCACAUCUAUGUCAAUGAAACAAUUUCAAAUGUCAGCUUAGUGGAAUCCCUGGUUGGACACAGUCUUUAUACUCCACUAGACAGGGACAUUGCUGGUGAUCCUGACAGUGGUUUUGCUGCACAUCGCAGUAACAUUUUGUUUGGCAGCCUUGCCGGUGUGGCAGGAGUUGUGAUGUUGAUCUUGGUUGUAGUCUUUAUCCGCCACCGCAUUCAGAGAGAAACAAAGAGUGGCUAUCAGGCAGGUAAAAAAGAAACAAAGGAUCUGUAUGCCCCCAAGCAGGCACCAAAGAAUGCCAAAGGUAAACGAGGCAGAAAAGGCAAGCCCCCAAAGUCCCCAAAGCCCCUUGGAGAAAAUGAAGAGGUCGGCCUUCAAAAGGGUCUGAAGUUCAACCUUGAUGGAGUCAAUGAUAGCCCCCGGAUACACCUGCCCUUAACAUAUUCACCAGGAAGCCCAGAUAUCGGCAGACAUUACCGCUCCAACUCUCCCUUACCUUCAAUUCAACUGCAAGCCCAAUCUCCCUCAGCUUCUCAGAAGCACCAGGCUGUGCAGGACCUCCCAGCAGCCAACACUUUUGUCGGAACUGGAGGAGAUGACAACUCUACCGGCUCAGACCAGUACUCAGAUUACAGCUACAAGACCAGCCAACCCAAGUAUAGCAACAAACAGCAUCCCCAUCGUCGUGUGACCUUUUCUACCACCAACCCAGUGCAGGACCUGCAGGACGCCUCACAGCACAGCUACUAUGACAGUGGCUUGGAAGAGUCGGAGACCCCCAGCAGUAAGUCUUCAUCUGGUCCUCGCAUCGGACCCCUGACCCUGCCCGAGGACCACUACGAGAGGACCACCCCAGAUGGCAGUAUUGGAGAAACAGAACACCCAGAAAACGAUAUCCGCUCUCUCCCUGAUGUGGCGAUGACCGGAAACUGCACAACUGAGUGCAGUGAAUUGGGUCACUCAGAUGCCUGCUGGAUGCCAGGCCAUCCCUCCCCUGUGCGUAAGACCAGGAAUCCCCCCAAGCUCUCCACAUUCGUGCCUUACCAGGAGAGAGGGAGUCUGGGACGCCUGGCCAACGGCAGCGCCAGGCUGAGUGGUGAGGAGCACCGGUCGCGCCUUCCACCCUCUCGCAGUGCCUAUUCCAGCAGCGGCCAAGAUGCCACUCAGGACUGCCCUGUAGAGGAGAUGCCCCUGAGUGUUGCCUCUGAGUUCCCACCCACAUCCCCAUCGGCCCACACCCCUAAACGAGAGAUUUACCUGUGAGAAACAGAUUGGUACCCAAAUGAAGAAAGCUACACUCACUUCAGACGGAGAAUAAAAUAAACUGUCCACACACAGCCUGUGGCCGGGUUGUAAGCAACGAUCGGUCGUGGCUCUUUUAUUCACUGGCAUGAACACUCAUCAUUUCUUACUCAAAUUAUCUGCUCAUCAGCAAAUCCUGGAAUGAUUCCACAAAAAAAAAA
Molecule: messenger RNA, 4316 nt
Organism: Cyprinodon tularosa
Lineage: Eukaryota; Metazoa; Chordata; Actinopteri; Cyprinodontiformes; Cyprinodontidae
Gene: pcdh1a
Product: protocadherin 1a
Exons: 5
Coding region: 544-4116 (1190 amino acids)
Biological process (GO): homophilic cell-cell adhesion
Cellular component (GO): plasma membrane
Molecular function (GO): calcium ion binding
Source: RefSeq, a predicted model, not a curated record